AUGACAUCUGUCAUUGUGGUUAUUGCAACAAUUAUGGGAUGUGUCAUCUUUACUGUGGACGUCACAAAUGGUGAGUAAAUAAUAGCCUAGUCUAGGAAGAAUGAUUAUAAAAUAAUUUAUAUUCACCAGGCAGCUGUAACAUUUGAAAUAAAAACCUUCAAAUGCAUCACUGCAAGAAAAGUUGUUUUUAAACCUGGUGGUAAUAUAUGUCGCACUUGAACAUAACAUUUUCCCCACCAUUUGGUUCACAGAUCAAGUGAGAAGAAGUAACCAAUGGAGUUUAAAAAAAGAGGAGCAGUAAAAAAAAAAAAAAAAUUAAAAAUCACAUUUACAUAUAUUAAACAUAUAAUAUAUAAUAUAAAUAUUUUUUUUCUGCUCCUGUUUUUGUUUCCCCUCUGUUAGUCACUUUAUCUGUGAAUUAACAUAGUGGCACAUUUCUCAUUUCUCAAAUUUUCACAGGUGCUGCAGUACGAAUAUCCUGUCCACCUGGCUGGUUCUUUUACAGAUCCCAUUGCUAUGCUGUGAGUAAGAACCCUGCUUCUUGGGCUGAUGCAGAGGUAAGCCAUUGUUUUCCAAUUGAUAAUGAUUGCCAAAUAAAUAAUCUAUCACAUAUGUGUCUUUCCUACGCUGAAGAAGUUCUCUUGAUCCCCUUGUCCUCUAGGUUUAUAGAACUCGCGCGUACACGCAUGUUACUAUCAAUUCCAACUCCCUCUUUAACCCUCUUCAAUCUGGCUUACAUUCUCUUUACUCUGCUGAAACAGCCCUUACAGAAGUGAUCAAUGAUUUGCACACUGAUAACUCCAAAGUUCACUAUUCUCUCUUAAUUUUCCUUUCCUCUCUGUUGUCUUUAACAUUGUCAAUCACACACUCUUUUUUUUUUCCUAAUCUUCCGUAACCUUAGUCUUCAUGAUUUUGUCCUUUCUAAUUCUCAUUAACAGGACUUCUAAAAGGCUGCUCCUUUUAAAAUGAAAUGCUCUAUCCCAUUCUUUUAGACCUACUCUCAGCUUCCAUUCUUUUAAGAAGUCUCUAAACACAUUUGUCUUGUUAAAACUUACCAUCUUCCUGGGUAAUUAAUCACAUUAUAACAGUCCUCCCAUCUCACACACUGCUCUACCUCAGUGAGGAUUCCCAUUCACAAUUGCAGAGAGAAUAUGAUUAAUUCCUCUAUGCGUUGCAAUGCGUAAAUUGAGGAUUGUCCCUCACCACCUGUAGUCACCACAUGGUUUGCACUUGUAGAUAUCUGAAGUCCCACUAGGACUCCUGAUAGGCCAGAGUCUGUUUGGUUCUGGCAACCUCAUGUCUAUGCAUGGCACACGUGCUAUAGGUUGCUAACCACUGUUGUAGAAUGUUUGAUUCUGUAUCUAUAUGUAGUGUCAAAUAGUAUUAGAGUUAUAUUGAAAUUCAGAUACUGGAAAGGGUUAAUCUAUACUGACCUAAAAAAGUGUACUGUGUAACAAUCAUAAUUAAAGCACAUUUAUGUAUAAUAUAAAUACUCAUUGUUUAGAUUAUUACAGUGUUUUCCAAAGUAUGAGCACUUUUCUCUCCCUCGUCUCCUUUUUACAGUAUGACUGUGUCAGUUAUGGGCACGGGGCGCACUUGGCUUCUAUCAUGGAUGAUUCAGAAGCUGCGAUCAUUGCGAGUCAUGUUUCAGCCAAUCAAGAUGCAGAAGGUGUAUGGAUUGGGCUCCAUGAUCCUGAGAAGGUCAGUGAAAGAAAUCCUAAACAAGUUACCAAAGGAAUAAGCGAAGUACCCUAUUAUGUCCUGAGUUGCUAUUUAUUUUUAUUUGAUCAUUAAAGGGACACUAGGAACUUACAGCAUUACCACAUGGAUGUAUUUUUAAUUAAAUACUUAUACCACAAUAUGUAUCCAGGGUAACCUAAACACAUUGGAAACAUUUACAGCCACGUGUGGAUCUGUUAGUAAUACAGCUCAUUUCAACACAAUAAUGAAAAUAUUGCUGGCUAAUAUAUUCUGUUUAGGAAUUAAUAUAACCCAGGCCUAACUUUAGCUGUACAAUAUUCAAUUUCAACUUUAAACAUUUGCCCAACAUUGCCCAAAAUCUCUUACACAGCAUGGGGACCUAUAUCAUGAUCAAACAAAGUAGUAGAAAACAACAAUAUAAAUGUUGACUCCAAGGUCCAGAGUUCAACAGUCCAAGAACAAUGUAGUUGCAAAUGAACGGAUUCUUCCCUGGCCUGGAAACUGGCCCUGAUUAAUGUCCCCAUGUUUGCUUGUGUCGGUCAUUAAUUUGGUUAUAACCUUGCAGGCACUCAGCAAAAAGAUACUAUGAAGAUUUAGUUCACAGUCCUCUAAAAAUGUUGCUGCCAGUUGCCAGCCUGUACCUGCCAGCCCUCCACUGAUUCAAAAUGUAUUUAUCUUUUCUAUUUUUGUAAGCCCUGAUAUAAGACUGAGCUAAGUUCAUUUCCUGAUAGAAGAAAAAAAAAGUAGUGGAGCCAAAUAUCUAGGAUUUGCAGAUUUUACCAUAUUUUCCUGGACAUAUUGGUGAUAUAUAUAGAACAAAAAGAAUUAGCCGUUCAGCUAUCUGAAUGUUUUAAAUAUUUUAUCAAAGUGCAGAUGCCACAUAACAGAGUUUGGCUGUUGUCAAUAAUACAGAAUGCAGUGGGGGCGGGAUCAUAUUUAAUGGUUCUUCUCUCGGCAGAAUGGUCGCUGGAAGUGGACAGAUGGUUCUAUGUUCAAUUACGCUGCCUGGAAAACGGGCGUGCCAGACAAUGCCAAAGGGAAAGAGUUCUGUGUUGUUCUUGUUACUGGUUCCAGUAAGUGAGAGUCAUAAAUUUUACUCCACAUUCCAAGUGCAAGACUCUACAUCAGGGGUGCCCAAAAGGUAGAUCCCUAGAUAUUAUAAAACUACAGCUUCCAUGAUGCUUUGUCAUUCUAAAGGCAUGCAAAGCAUCACUGGAGUUGUAGAGUUACAACAACUGGGGAUCUACCUCUGAUUGAGUUAAAACAUCAGCAAGACAUAUCUAUAUUUUAUAACUGACAGUUACCCUGUUUGCAUGCAUGGCAAAAAUGAAUGGCAGUGAACAAUUUAAAAUCCAAACAUAUCCCAAUUAAUCAAAAUAUAUACAAAAUUGAGGCACAGCACACACAUAAAAAUGCCAGUUUUAAAUCUAACAAGGUUACUUAAAAUCACCUAUCUUUGCAAACAAAUAUGGGGAUUUGUUUACACUCUAAGGUCAUAUUUUGUUAAACCCACCAAUAUGUCACAGUAUAUCAAUAUCGGGAACCUCUUCUCUUUUCUCUCAUUGCACACGUGGAGAGGCAGAAACAAGGUUUCUAUUCACCCAAUGCAUACUGUGCUAUGGCUGUGCCCUGACUUAAGUGCAUUGUAAUGUCAAUUAGUGAAUUUUUCAUGGCCAUUUAAAAGUAAACAGUACAUCAUAUAUAAAAAAAAAUGUUCAUCACAAGUUAUAGGUGGAUUUCAAUGUUUUAUUCAAAGAUAUAAAAUUCAUAAAAGUGAUAGUUCCCACUUAGAGAAAAUCAAAUAUUGGUUGUAAAUAUUUAGGUUAUCAGCCAGUGAUCAAACUUGUUUUGUUUUCUUGUCUUGUCUUGUCUAUAGGCAAUCUAUGCAUGUAUUGGUUGGAAAAGGUUGGGGAAAUAUUACAUUUCAGACAUUUUUGAUAUAUUGCACUUUUUCAUAAACCAUCUGUACUUCAAAUGGAUUUUCUACUUAUAUUCUCCAUGCUCAACAAUGAAAAUAUUAAAAAACAUAAAAUUGUGGCAUGCUUUCAGAUUCAUGAAAACAUAUUAAUGAGUAUGUACUAGCCAUGUAUAAGCAGUUAAUGCUCUUAAUGCUGCUUCAACUGUCACCUUGAAUUAUAUCACAGCUACAUUAAGCCACUUUGAUCAACGAUGCAUGAUAUGGUAGUUUGUGCAUAGGAGUGCUUACAUUCCCUCAUUAUGUAGCUUAGUAUUCCUUAACUUAAAGGGAUAUCAUCCCUUUCAGACAUCUGUCUCAUAUAAAAGCUUUAGCUUUGAAUGAGACAGUUGCCUCACUCUGCCAGCUGAAAAAAGCAGGAGAGUAUAAUUUAUUUAUUUUUCAUAUUCAACUUCUUGUUAUUUGUUAUGCUUGUCACAAUAUCUCCAAGGGGGCACUGAAACAGACUAGUUGACAGAAACAGGGCAUCAUUGCACAGUAGCAGUAGAGAGAAACUCAACAAGGGAGCCUGCUCUGCAUGAUCACACUGAUUAGACUCCCUCUCUUCUCCCAUUGCCCAUUUUCCAGCAUUCCUAGGGAUAGUACAAGCAAUGUACUAUCCCUAGGAAUGCUGGAAAAUGGGCAAUGGGAGAAGAGAGGGAGUCUAAUCAGUGUGAUCAUGCAGAGCAGGCUCCCUUGUUGAGUUUCUCUCUACUGCUGCUGUGCAAUGAUGCCCUGUUUCUGUCAACUAGUCUGAAACUGAGAAGAGUGGUUAAGAGUGGGAGUGGGAGGAGGGCUGAAGGAACUCCACUAGCUGUGAGGUGUGCCCAACAAUGCUAACUGACCAAGUUUAGAAACAUUUAUUAUAUAGUUUUCAAAGUUUGUCUUGCUUUAUUUUGACUGGUUUGUUUAUUUAAAAGUGUUUGCUUGCUGGUUUAAAAAAAAUAAUCAGGCAAUGCAUGUCCCUUUAAACAUCCCUCUUUAUUCCUGUGUUCUCUUUCAGAGUAUAAGAAAUGGAAUGAUGUUGGAUGCGGUCCAGUUCGUAACUAUGUCUGUAAAUUCAAGCCCUGAUUCUCCUCCACAAUUUUCUUCUUACACAAAGUUUUAUCGUUCACUUGCAGUAAACAAAAUGUAUAAUACAUAUAUGUAUAUAAAAAAUCACAUGUGCCUGUGUAAUCACUACUUUCCAAGCCUGUGUAUUUUUGUAUUAGGUGAUCAUUGAGGUAUUUAGGAAGUAUAUCCACAGCUUUUUUUAAAAUAAAGAGCUAGAUAGAAGAUAGGUUGAAGAGGUAAGAGCUUUAAUAAAUGUAGAUAGAAGAGGAUGGAGUUAGGUUGAAGGAUCAAUGACGAGAAAGGAGGUAUAUAGAAGAUAGAUUGAAGAGGAGGGGGGUAUAUAUAAGGCAGAUUGAAUAGAAGGUAGGUACAUAAAAGGAAACCUGUGUGCUUUGGGGUGUUUGUGUUGCACUCUCUGUAUCCAGGAGAUAAUGAGUUUAACCAAGAGCUGACUCAAUUAUCUCCCAGACACAGAGGUGCCUGGGCGGGCUUAUGCUACAAAUAAUGGAGACCCCAUGCUGACAGUCUGGGUAUAAAUCUAUGUGCUUUGCUCAAUAAAAAAAGAUCUACUUCAUACUUCACUAAAUCUCGGCUAGUGUUUCGGUAAGACAACGGUACAUCUUGCAGGACAGCAUAAUCACUCUGGAGCUAUACAAAAUAGGAAUGGACAACCUAGGAGGUAGUAACCAAUGUACUUGUGGGUAUACUGUCACAACAACUUUGAAUUAUCUAGACAUUUUAAUGCUCAGAAUCAAAUUUACAAUUUAGUUAAUAAUACUUGUAAUGACAAAGUAGGAUAAAGUAAAUUAUAGUGUUACAAAAACUAUUGCAUUUUAAUUUUAGUUGGUGAAUGAUGAUAAUAAUAUACAUCAUCUACAGUAAUGUAAGGACAUUUUAGUUCAUUUCUACAUUAGAAUCUGUAGUAUGCUCAUCUCCAGUACCAUUGUGUUCUCAUCUAUAAAAAUCCACUUCUGUAGAGAAGCGGCACAGCAACUUUCCAAUAACUGGAAGGAACUGGAACGCAGCAUUCAAUAAAAAUUUAAUCAUAGCGAUUAUUUUUCAUGUUUAUGAUUGUGUGUUAGAGUUUACUUGGCACUGAAGGAAUAAUAAACUCUUCCUCUGUGGUAUGGAACAGAGCCUAAACACACUUGUCCUAGAAUGAUCUAUUUAAAAGCCACCUCACUAAAAGUGUAUCAGUGAGGCAAUUGCAUUCCCUCUCCUCCUACACAACUAUGCCCCUAAAGAAAGAAUUGUAAUGCCUACGGCAUUCUGUUUCAAUGGAAUAGUAAUUUAAAUUGAGCUUAGUUGGUUAGAGUUCAUUAGACAAUUAUGCAUUGGACAUUUUUGCCACUCUAUCUUAAUUGCAAUCCCGUUCCCUAGUAAUUAUGCUACCACUCUAUUUGCAAGUGCCAGCACCAAGAAUUAAGAAGCUUCUAAAGCUCUCCACGACCCAACCCUACUUUUCUGAGUUGCAGGAUGCUAUUCCUCUUAUUGCAUGGUCAUGAGCAGACUGUGCCUCGGUGUAAGUGGGAAUUUAGCAAUGUUCUAUCAGGUCUGCCCUAAACGAGGGGUACGAAAUGUCUCAAAAUUGAGCAUCUCACAUUGGAAGAACCAUCACUAGAUUAUAAUGAAGUUUUUAUUAUUAUUAUUAAAGACAUGGCUGACUAGAAAUGCUGACUUAAAAUGAAAAUAAAACCCACAAAAUGGUAGUAAAGGAGUAAAUUGUGUAAGUGACUUUGAUGGAGACACUUUUAUAGGUAACAAGGGAGUGGAUGAAGACGUUGAAAUGGGCAUUGUUUGAGAGGAUAGGUGAUAAUGACACGGACUUUUCUUUUAGAAUAGGAGGCAUUCAAGUACGAGUUCAAAAACAACAAACUAAAAUGAAUGUCUUUAUCAGUUAUGUUUCCUUCUUUUUGCCUAUUAUAAGAUUACACUCCACCUGGUGAUUUCGAGUUCACAUAAAUCAUCUUCGUUUUGGAUCCCACAAGUCAGACAGGAGAACACAACGUACAAUUCUUGUCUGUUACUAGUCAGCAUUACCCAAACACAAUUUCAAAUGGGCCUAAUUAAAUUUUGAAAACACAUAAAACCCAGCAGUCAGUCAUGUUUUUGUAUUGUACUGUAUUGUGGCAGUGCUUUUGUCUGUGUGUAAGAGUUUUGUGUGUGUGUAAUAUAUUGCGGACUUUAAUGAUGAUGUCACUAAUUUAAGAAUAAAUUAUGCAUCUUGAAAUGUUUCUUAUCAAGCAUCAUUAGGGUGCAGGAUACUCCAAUGUGCCUGCAACUGGGACAUUUUGACACCAUCUUCUCCAGGUAAAUAGAUGGGCCACCACCCUCUUCCUUGAGCCGAACAUUUGUUUUUAAAGUGCAAGAUGCAACAAAUAAAACAAGUCAGGUUGUUCCUAGUAAAGAAAAUACUUAUUUUAUAUAAGCAUACAAUAAAAGAAAAUCCACAGGUUAUGAUCCAGGAUUUGUGAUGACUCCACAAAUAUUCUUGAUUAUUUUAGCAUACGGGGCUUUUGUCCAUGAGUUCAUGUGAACAGAAAGCAGAAGAGAAAACAAUGGUACAAUACUUCUUUGUAAUUGGAGACACACAAUGAUUAGGUUCAAAAUAUUCAACUAACAUGAUAUAGAGCUUUAGAUCAACUCCAGUUUCUUAGGCAUAUAGUGCUACAAUCCAGAAUAGGUGGUACUUUGCAAGCCCAUUACUUCAGUGAGCAAGCCUGAUCGUCUGCAAAGCCUGAUUCCCCAACUUUGCAAGCCCAUUACUUCAGUGAGUAAGCCUGAUCGUCUGCAAAGGUAGCCUUCUGGAAGACCACACUAAGACUCCAUCCUGCACGCCUUCAUUUAUUUUUAACUUAACCACCCUGUACAUUUAUUUUAUUUUUAUUUUAUAUAUCCUGUGUACACUGUAUAUUUUCUUGUAUUUAUAUCUUGUCUGCUAUGAUAAAGUGUAGUUUUGCUAGCCCUGUAUGUAAUUGUUUUAUUCACCUAUAUGCAUUCCUCUAUUUCCCCUCUGAUUUGUGACUGACCUCUGACCCCUCCCUUCUCUUAUUGAUAUGUUUGUUUUUAUUUGAAUAUCCAUAUCUUCAUCUCUGUACCUAGAUACAUAUCCCCCUCCCUUACCUUUAUUGCAAGCUCUCUGACCCUCACAUUUCUUUAUUCAACAGCCUGAUUCCCCAACUUUGCAUGCCCAUUCCUUCAGUGAGCAAGCCUUCUUUCCCCUCAAUGUACCUUUCAACCAAUCAUAACUCCCCCUGCCCUAUCCUUUUCUUCUUUUGAAGUUCACACUGUCUGCCUAUUUAAACCCACUCCUUUAAGAAUUGCUAUCAUCUACCGCCCCCCGGUUAUCCUAGACUAUUCAUUGAGCACUUUUCUUCCUGGCUUCCCCACUUCCUCUCAUCUAGCACUCCUUCCCUUAUACUUGGGGAUUUCAAUAUCCCAAUCAACAACCCCAAUUGCACUGAUGCCUCUCAUCUGCUCUCUGUAACCUCCUCCAAUGGCCUUAUGCAAUGGUCCAAUUUAGCAAACAGCGGGAAACACUCUUGAUCUUGAUCACCAACCUCUGUACUUCCUCUAAUCUCUCCAAUAUUAAUUUUCCUCUAUCUGACCACCAUCUGCUGACUUUUGACAUUGGCAUACCUAAGGCCCAACUGACACCACCAUCUGAACAUCACUGUCACAGAAACCUCCAAUCUCUUGACCUAGAGCAUUUCUCCACUAAUCUCCAAACUCUCCUUUUACCUAUCUCAAACCUCACCUGUCCUAGUUCUGCAACCUCCUUCUACAAUUCCACUCAACUAGACAUCAUGGCACCUUGUACAUUUAAACGCCGCAGGCGCCCCCAACAACAACCCUGGCACACCAAGCUCACUCGAUAUCUCCAAAAAUGCUCCAGAACUUCUGAACGCUGUUGGAGAAAGUCUCACUGUGCAUCUGACUUUCUCCACUAUAAAUUUAUGCUGAGUUCGGCUCUUUCCUCUGCAAAAGUUAAUUACUUCAAUAACCACCCUCAUAACCACACUCUCCAAAGAACUGAAACGACUAUUUCACACAUUUAACUCUCUUCUUCGCCCUGCUGUUCCUCCUCCACCUACUAACUUGACUGCCUCAGACUUUGCAGCUCACUUCACUGACAAGAUCUCUACAAUCAGAGAAGGGAUCUCUCAUCUUUCUUCUUCCCCUUACAAUACUUCCCCUAACUUCACUCCCUCUGCUGUUCUAUGUUCAUUCGCACUCACUACAUUGGAAGAGGUUUCUGCUCUGAUCCAGUCCUCCCGCCCCACCACCUGCUCCCUAGAUCCAGUUCCCUUGCAUCUCAUCCGUACUCUGUCUUCUUCUCUUUCUCCACCUCUCACUAAAAUUCUCAAUCUCUCUCUCUCCUCUGGUAUAUUUCCAUCGCCUUUCAAACAUGCAACUGUAACCCCAAUUCUAUCUUGACCCUAACUCCCCAUCCAACUAUCGUCCUAUCUCACUACUGCCUUUUGCAUCCAAGAUCCUUGAAAGAAUUGUGUAUGCGAGAUUGACAGACUUCCUCGAGGCCAACUCUCUGCUAGACCCGCUUCAGUCUGGUUUCCGCGCUAAGCACUCUGUGGAAACGGCACUGACCGAAGUAUUCAAUAAUCUACUCACUGCAAAAUCUCGUGGUCACUACUCUAUCCUAAUUCUCCUUGACCUGUCUGCGGCUUUGACACUGUUGAUCAUCAACAGCUUCUUCUCAUCCUCCGCAAUAUCGGUCUACAAGAUAUUGCUCUCUCCUGGUGCUCCUCCUACCUCUCCCAGCGCUCUUUCAGUGUUUCUGUCUCUGGCUCUGCUUCUUCUCCCCAAAUCCUCUCUGUUGGUGGCCCCCAAGGUUCAGUCCUUAGUCCCCUACUGUUCUCAAUCUAUACUGCCUCCCUUGGUAAACUCAUUAGCUCCUUUGGCUUCCAAUAUCAUUUCUAUGCAGAUGACACACAAAUCUACCUGUCCUCUCCUGAUCUAUUGACUAGUGUCUCUGACUGCCUCUCUGCUGUUUCUAACUGGAUGGCUGCCCACUUCCUUAAACUAAACUUGACCAAAACUGAAAUUCUGGUCUUUCCUCCCUCAAGUGUUGUUACUCCUGUGUCUGUCUUCCUCCAAGUCAAUGGUGCUACCAUCAGCUCCACCACGCAGGCUCACUGCCUAGGUGUUCUCUUUGUCUCCGACCUCUCCUUCAAGCCUCAUGUUCAAUCUAUCGCCAAAUCCUGUCAAUUCCAUCUCAAAAGCAUUGCGCGCAUCCUACCCUACUUAACGCCAGAUGCAACUAAGGUGUUGGUCCAUUCCACUGUCCUUUCUCGCCUUGACUACUUUAAUCCGCUUCUCAGUGGUCUUACGUGCUCCCAACUUGCGCCGUUACAGUCCAUAAUGAAUGCGGCAGCGAGGCUCAUCUUCCUGUCCGCCCGCACCUCCCAUUCUGUCAGUCCCUACAUUGGCUUCCUAUAAAAUAUAGAGCUCAAUUUAAAAUUCUGGUUCUUGCUUUCAAAUCUCUACAUAAUGCUGCUCCCACUUAUCUAUCCUCCCUUAUACACAAGUAUGCCUUGUCUAGGCCCUUAGUAUCUGCUGAAGACUUACGUCUAUCUUCUGUCCGUACUUCCACCUCUGAUGCUCACCUUCAAGAUUUCUCAAGGGCUGCACCGUUCCUGUGCAACUCGCUUCCCUCCUCCGUUAGAUGCUCACCCAGUCUCCACUCCUUCAAAAAAUCAUUAAAAAAUCCACUUCUUCAUAAAAGCGUAUCAAUUAAACUGUUAAUAGCUCCUGAAUGAUUCCUCUUCUGCAACUGUCACUAGUCUAAUACUAUCCCUUACCUUUUUGUGUCAUUUUACCCCACACACUCUAGCAUGUAAGCUCAUUGAGCAGGGCCCUCAACCCCUCUGUUCCUGUGUGUCCAACUUGUCUGGUAAUAACUACAUGUCUGUUCGUCCACCCAUUGUAAAGCGCUGCGGUAUUUGAUGGCGCUAUAUAAAUACCAUAAUAAUAAUAAUAAUCCCCACCAAGGAUUAGGUAACCAAAUGGGGUUCAAUCAGAUUGACAGAGAAAAACAUUUGAAAAACAAAUUUUAUAUAUAUUAUAUAUACACACAUACAUAUUAUCCUUAUUGAAUAUACCAGAGAGCUUUAUAUAUAGAAAUAUAUAUUGAUGAAGUCAAGGUAGUAUGAGCACAAGACAGGAAAGAUUCUUACAUUUCUUAUAAAAAUAAAAACACUAAUAAUUCUUCAUCUCUGCCAAUCUCUGCUUGUUCAAGGUUUGCUGUCAUAGGAAUCUGGUAGUUGAUAGUUUAGCACUUGUCCAUAGUAUUUUGUUAAUUGCAUGUGUUUUCAAACAACGUGCUCAAUGAGGAAUAUUUAUCAAAGUGCUCUGUUCUAAAAAGUGUCCUACAUUACCAAAAACUAAAUUGAAACUUACACCAAAAUUAACACUGUCGGGUAAGACACAAGGGGGAGGGAGGAGAGGAAAUGAGACAGAAGGGGGGCUUAGGAAGUGAGAAACAUGGUGGCUGAGGGAUUAAAACACAUAGGGGAUUGGGGGACUGAGACAUAUGAGGGGCCUGGGGGAAUGAUACACAUGGGGGGCUUGGAAAAUGAGACACAUGAAGGGACUGGGAUAUGGGGGGAAAGGAGCACAUGGAGGGACUGUGAAGGAAUUGACAAAUGGGCGGCUGGGGAAAUGAAACAUGGGAGAGAUGAGAUGCAUGGACAGGGCUGGCCUUAAGCCAUUAGGCGUCCCGUGCAAAAAGUCUUCAAGGCGCCCCCCCUCCCACCAAGUUGCCUGUAUACAGUCACACACACAGGCAGACAGUCAAUCAAACAGUUACAAGCAGACAGUCAGACACGCUCAGUUAGAGACAGACAGUCACACAUACACACACAGAGUUACAGGCAGACAGUCACACAUGCUCAGUUACAGGCAGACAGUCACAGAGCCAAACACACAGUUAAACGCAGACAGUUACACACAGUUACAGGCACACAAUCACAAACAGUUACAGGCACACAGUCACACAUACUCCAUUACAAGCAGACAGUCAUACACACUCACUCGGUUACAGGCAUGCAGAUAGGCACACACACACUCAGUUAAAGGGACACUCCAGUGCCAGGAAAACAAUGUUUCCUGGCAUUGCAGGUUCCCUCUCCCUCCCACCACCCAUACCAUGUUGCUGAAGGGAUGAAAACCCCUUCAGUGACUUACCUGAGACCCCCGCCGAUGUCGCUCGGCGGUGCUCUCAGGUCCGGCCACGCUCCUCCCACGCCGACAUCAUCAUCCGCCGGGGGAGACCGGUCGCGCAUGCGCGGCCCCCGGCAGGGGAGACCUAAAGCACAUGAGCGGCAAUGUUGCGUGCGCGCAUUAGACCUCUCCAUAGGAAAGCAUUGGGGAAUUGAGUGACACUGGAGGUCCUCACAUAGCGUGAGGACAUCCAGUGGCGCUAUAGCACAGAAAACCUGUGCUAGAAACCAGGAAGUGCCCUCUAGUGGCUGUCUAGUAGACAGCCACUAGAGGAGGAGUUAACCCUGCAAUGUAAUUAUUGCAGUUUAUGAAAACUGCAAUAUUUACAGCUGCAAGGUUAAGGGUAGUGAGAGUUGGCACCCAGACCACUCCAAUGGGCAGAAGUGGUCUGGGUGCCUGGAGUGUCCCUUUAAAGGCAGAUAGUCACACAUACAGGCACACACAACAGCACAGCUACAGUGAUUCACACAAUUGGAGUCACACACAGUUAAAGUCACACACAGGCAGACAGUCACACACACACAGGGAGGCAGUCACACAGACAGACAGUCACACACACACAGGCAGGCAGUCACACACACAAGCAGGCAGUCAUGCACACAGGCAAACAGUCACACACAGGCAGUCAGACAGUCACACACACAGGCAAUCACACAGACAGUCACACAGGCAGACACAGGCAGACAUGGGCAGGCAGGCAGUCACACACACAGGCAGGCAGUCACACACACAGGCAGGUGCAGUCACACAGACAGACAGUCAGACACACAGGCAGGCAGACAUUCAAACACACACACACACACACACAGGCAAGCAGACACACAAACAGGCAAACAGUCACACACAGGCAGGCAGACAGUCUCACACACACACACAGGCAGGCAUUCACACAGACAGACAGUCACUCACAGGCAGGCAGACACACAGACAGACAGUCAAACACACAGGCAGGCAGUCACAUACACACACACACAUAUACACACACACAGAGACUUACCUCUUUCCAGUAUGACUUAAAGGGUUUGAGGAUGCAGUUGGUUGUUGGGGAAGCAAGGACUCCUUCCUUCUUCCUUCUUCCUUCUUCCUGUGCAGCAGUUACCAGGGGCUUCGGGUAGGUAUUAGCCCUUACCUCCGCCUCGCGAUAAGCCUCGCCCCACCACUCUGUAAGCCCUGCUCCACCUCGAUUUUCUUUCUUUUUUUUUUUUUUACAGACCCGGGUGGAGAAUAAAUAAUCCUCUACCCAGGUACCUGUUUUAGCUCCCCUGCUCUCCUAUCACCAGACCAUGUGUGAGCUGUGUCAGCCACAUGGCGCCUCCUGGUCCAUGGCGCCUCGUGCGGCCGCACAGCUCGCAAAUACCCCUAAGGCCGGCCCCGUGCAUGGAUAGGCUGGGGGGACAUAAAGCAACAGAGGAUCUGGGGGAUAAAGACCCACAAAUGGGGCUAUGGAAAGAAAGACACACAGAGGGAAAGGGAGAAAGGGGCAAAAAGACAGUCCAGGGCUUGGGAGAUAAACACCCAGAGGGGCUGGGAGGCCACAAAGAUACAAAGGGUCUUGGGAAGGGGCAAAAGAGAGAGAUAGAGACUUUAACUAAACCCAUUAGAUUUUAGUUGUGUUGACUAAAAUCUACUGGAAAUUUAGCCGACUAAAACUAGACUAAAGUUAAAACAAUUCAAAUGACUAAAACUAGAAUGGCUUUUUAGUCAAAAGACUGACUAAAAAUGAAUUAAAAUUUGCCACCAAAAUUAAAGGAACAUUAUAGGGUCAGGAACACAAACAUGUAUUCCUGACCCUAUAGUGCAAAACACACCAUUUAGGUGGCUUGCCCCCACCCCCUUACACCUCUUAAAAGUAUUAAAAACUCACCUUAUUUCCAUCGCUGUGGGGGUCCGCCGGCACUGCCAAGCCCCCUUGGUGACAUCAUCAGAAUUGCCCCAUGGGGAAAGCAUUGGAUUGGCUAAAAUCGGCAAGGGGCGGAUCCAAACACAUUUUUGGGGAAUCAGUGGAGACACUGAAUGGCAGAGCUGCCUACUGUGCAGCACUAAGUCAGGAAGCAUCUGCAGUGGCCAUCUGAUGAGUGGCAACUUGGAGGUGUCCCUAGGGGCAAUGUAAACUUGCAUGAAUAUGCCUGAAGGGAGCUAUUAUACUCACCAGAACAGCUACAUUAAGCUGUAGUUCUGGUGACUAUAGUGUCCCUUUAAUACUGCGGUGUAGUUAUUUUGCUUUAAUCUUACCGGCCUUUAUGUUAGUUAUAAGCUUUGCUAACAGCUAAAGGAGCAGUAUGUAUCAUUGCAUGCCAUUUCAAGCUUCCAGUAUUGAUCUCGGAACCUGUACAUUUGGCAAUUAAAUCAGACAGACAUGUCAGAUUUUUUAAAAAAAGUUGUGAAUGUUUGUAUACUCGUUUUCUGGUCCCACUCAAGCAUACCAACUGCUAUUAAAUGAUCUGAAAAGCAAUCAAAUAGAAUCAUAGCGAAUGCUUUUUUUCCAAGAUCAUUAUUUUAGGUGACUAGUCUAUAUUAGCACAAAUACAUAAUGGAAAUACAAGAGAAGAGAUCAAUAUACCAGUUUUUACAGAGUCCCAUGGAAAUAAAUGCAGAUAAUGAGUAUUCUUUCCUGAGAAACCUACCAAUACCAAUGGAAACUCAACAGAUAGAAAAAAAAGGAUAUCCCCCACCCCCAAGAGGAGUCCUUUGACUACUCCAUGAUUAGUUUUACAGAGCUACUGAUUUUUUUCUGCAUAGUCUCGCUCUGCUCAGGACUGGAUGUGUGGGAGAAGUCAUAUAACAGUAUUUAUGCAAUACGUUAAGAAUUUCAACCCACCCUUGGGCUUAUUGCUUUUAUUUUAUCUUUGGCCCCACUUGAGGCAUUUUCUGAAUACACCUACUGUAGAAUACUUCAUCUGACUGAUUCCAUGCAUGACUCAAAGAUUUCUUCAUUAAUAGCUCAGCAUGUGUUCCAGUCACAAAUGCAUAAUUGUUCUCAUAACUCAAAGCUAAUAACUGCUAAUUGUCAGGAACCAUUCAUGUAGCUGAUCUGUGACUCAUUUGAGGUCAUAAAGAAUCAAUUCAUUUGCUUUUCCUGUGGUUUAUUUGUCUCAUAUGAAAAGUUUUGGGAACUACUUUGUACUGUGGGCCAUUUGAAAAAUAGUCCACAGCAUGUCACUGCUUGUUUUAUUUGCCCAUUAAUCGUGUUUAUAAAAUGUAAUCUGUUUAGUAUUAUUUUAUAAUUUGCACGCCAGAUUAGGCUGUAUAAAAAAUAACUUUAAAAUAAUGGUGUACUCCUUCCAUACCAAGGUAUGCCUUAUAUUAUUGGAACAUUGAAAACAAUAACUUACAUUUCUCAAAGAGCUCUUGACUAGAUGACUUCCAUCCUUUAUUGUCCUUACUCCCAUUUCCCAUUUGAAAAAACCCUCCAGCAAGUUCCAUUAAAUAGGAUUUUGAGCCCCAGUAUGUAGCAGCAUAUCUUUUAUUAGAAGAACAUUUAGUGUUAUUUACUAAAAUGAGUGUAACAGAAGAACCCAUGCUAUGGCCUUUUGGUGAGGUUUAACGGCAAGCCUCUUGCCCACAGACUAUGUACCUGGUUCCAAGGGCUUGUUAUAGUAACAAUUGAAAAUCAAACUAUUCAUUGUUAUUUGAUAACUCUGCAGUACCCUCUGCUGGCUGAAUGGAAGCGUGUGCAUUUACAUAAUGCUGGUAUGCAAAUGAGGACAACCAAAUACAUGGUUAAAUGCAUAUAUUGUUGCUUUUUAUUGUGUUUGAAAAUAUUAUUUGCAUUAUAUAAUUCCUGAAUUAAUUCUAAUUGCUAAUGUUCUAUGUGUUAGUAUUUUAAAUGUUUGUCACCAUAUGCUUAAAGGGACACUCAUGGCACCCAGACCACUUCUGCCCACUGAAGUGAUCUGGGUGCCAACUCCCACCACCCUUAACUCUGCAAGUGUAAUUAUUGCGGUUUUUAUAAGGGAGGAGAGCAGGCGGUGCCUGACACAGCGCCGAGGGACAUCGGCGCUGGAGUCCGGUAAGUCACUGAAGGAGUUAGGAGUGUACUAAUGUGCAUCUGUUUUUAAUUCACCUUACUCUGUGGUUGGGCACUUUGGCUACCUUUUUACUCUAAGGAAAAGGGCUUGUUAGUCAUGCUGGGGACUGCCUUGAAGCAGUAGGGGGUUAACAUAUUAUUAGGAGUACAGUUUCUGCUUUUAUAAUUUAGAGGCAGCUUAUUCUUCAUAUUUAUGCGAACUACACUUUUAAUGUUGCCUUUGUUCUACACUCUAAUUCGAACUCCUUUACCACUCCCUGCUUUAUAUUUGAACACCUGAGGGACUGCCUCAAUGCAGUAGGGGGGUAACAUAUUAUAAGGGGUAUAGAAUUUAUCUUUAGAAUAUAGAGGCAGGGAAUACUUCAUAUGUGUAUUAACUACACUUCAAUGUUGCCUUUUUUCUAAACUUUAAUUCUUACUCCAAUUCUACUUCCAGUUUUGUAUUCAAACAUUGCUUUCAUACCAAAUGCUACCUUCUAGCAAUCUGUAUACCCAGUUAAUUGUCCCUUUUUGCAAUUUAAUGGUUGUUCUAAGUGGUAUUUUCUAGUUUCACUGAUUGAGCUUGGUUACAUAACAUCUAAUCAAGUAUACUAGGUGGCUACCACUUAGAUAGUAUAUCUGUCUCAUUCACCUAUAGGAGGUUUAAUUAAAAGAGGAGAUUUAUUCAUAUUCUCUCCUUCCUCUAUUUGCUCCUAGUUUACUUCCAAUAUAGGAAUACUUUUAGUAUUUAUAAUAAAGCUACACUCUAUAUAUCUCUCUAAAUCAUAUCUCAUAAUUCAAUAGGAAUAAUCUACCAACCACAGUAGCUUUUUCACGCAAUCGCAUUUGUAGAGCACACUAUUUUUGAGGGGUUGUUUAUAUAGGUUUUAUUUCAAUUAAUACAAUUUGCAUUUUACCUUGAUAUAGUGGCUUCAAUUAACGGUAACUUCUUGGGAAAUUCCUACUUUGUUGGGUCUUUCUCAAACUUUCUUUCUUCACUGCAUAUUUAUUGUUAGAUAAAUGAGAGAAUGGAAAACAAAAUGUGUAUUGGAUGGAUAUUACAGAAAGAAAAAUAAACAAUCUUACCAACAAAAAUGAGGUGAUAAAUGGCAGCACAAUGUGUGAUUUAUAGAAUGAGUGGGUGUAUGAAGGAAUUACAAUUUCCAGCUAUCCCUUUACUGAUUAUAUAUGCUGUCCUUUCUUACCAAAUGGUUACGGUGGACAUUGGCUUGUUCCUUGCUGUAUGGUGUAAUAUAUUGUAUAGCUGCAGUCAGCAGAUUCUAUAGUUGGCACUGUCUGUUAGUUAAAACAAAAAUGGAUAUCAUGAGUAGAAAGUUGUUUACCCUUUAAUUGACAGGUAACAUGUGGCUUUGUCCUAACUUUAACCUUUAUCCAUUCUAUUGCUAAAAUUAACCUUCUAAAGUGUCAUGAGUCUGCAAUAUAUUACCAUACAACACAAAAAUUAUAUGUAUACAGUAUCUCAUAAACGUGAGUACAGCCCUCACAUUUUUGUAAAUAUUUUAUUAUAUCUUUUCAUCUGACAACACUGAAGAAAUUACACUGUGCUAUAAUGUAAAGAAGUAAGUGUACAGCCUGUAUAACAAUGUAAAUUUCCUGUCCACUCAAAAUAACUUAACACACCAUUAAUAUCUAAACUGUUGGCAACAAAAGUGAGUACACCCCUAAGUGGAAAUGUCCAAAUUGGGCCCAAUUAGCCAUUUUACCUCCCUGGUGUCAUGUGACUCGUAAGUGUUACGAGGUCUCAGGUGUGAAUAGGGAGCAGGUGUGUUAAGUUUGGUGUUAUCGCUCUCACACUCUCUCAUACUGGUGACUGGAAGUUCAACAUGGCACCUCAUGGCAAAGAACUCUCUGAGGCUCUACAAAUUAGACUUGUUGCUCUACAUAAAGAUGGCCUAAGCUUUAAGAAGAUUGACAAGACCCUGAAACUGCGCUACAAGUGGGCAAGACCAUACAGCAGUUUCACAGGACAGGUUCCACUCAGAACAGGCCUCACCAUGGUUGACCAAAGAAGUUGAGUGCACGUUCUCAGCAUCAUAUCCAGAGGUUGUCUUUGAGAAAUAGACAUAUGAGUGUUGCCAGCAUUGCUGCAGAGGUUGAAGGGGUGGGGGGGUUAGCCUGUCAGUGCUCAGACCAUACGCAGCACACUUCAUCAAAUUGGUCUGCAUAGCUGUCAUCCCAGAAGGAAGCCACUUCUAAAGAUGAUGCACAAGAAAGCCUGCAAACAGUAUGAUGAAGACAAGCAGACUAAGGACAUGGAUUACUGGAACCAUGUCCUGUGGUCCGAUGAGACCAACAUAAACUUAUUUGGUUCAGAUGGUGUCAAGCAUGUGUGGCGGCAACCAGGUGAGGAGUACAAAGACAAGUGUCUUGCCUACAGUCAAGCAUGGUGGUGGGAGUGUCAUGGUCUGGGUCUGCAUGAGUGCUGCUGGCACUGGGGAGCUAGAGUUAAUUUAGUGAACCAUGAAUGCCAACAUGUACUGUGACAUACUGAAGCAGAGAAUGAUCCCCUCCCUUUGGAGACUGGGCCACAGGGCAGUAUUCCAACAUAACAACCCCAAACACACCUCCAAGACGAUCACUGCCUUGCUAAAGAAGCUGAAGGUAAAGGUGAUGGACUGGCCAAGCAUGUGUCCAGACCUAAACCCUAUUGAGCAUCUGUGGGGCAUCCUUAAACAGAAGGUGGGGGAGCGCAAGGUCUCUAACAUCCACCAGCUCUGUGAUCUCAUCAUGGAAGAGUGGAAGAGGACUCCAGUGGCAACCUGUGAAGCUCUAGUGAACUCCAUGCCCAUGAGGAUUAAGGCAGUGCUGGAGAAUUAUCGUGGCCACACAAAAUAUUGACACUUUGGGCCCAAUUUGGAUAAUUCCACUAAAGGGCGUUCUCACUUUUGUUGCCAACGGUUUAGACAUAAAUGGCUGUGUGUUGAGUUAUUUUGAGGGGACAGCAAAUUUACACUAUUAUACAGGCUGUACACUUCCUAUUUUACAUUGUAGCAGAGUCAUUUCUUCGGUGUUGUCACAUUAAAAGAUAUAAUAAAAUAUUUGCAAAAAUGUGAGGUGUGUACUCACUUUUCUGAGAUACUGUACAUUAAAUAAUAACAAUCCAUACUCCACAUACCCCACUUCUUUUUCUUUUAUGACAAAACACAAAAACAAAAAAGAAACAGCACUAGUGGAAAAACUGAAAAAGAAAGAUAAAAAUUAAAUACAUCAAUAAUAACCCCCGCCCCCCCCCCCAAAGUCAAAUAAAAGCGAUACCAACAGAAAAGGGAAGAAUUAACAUACAAGGGCUGAAUAAGCACUUUUUAUGAACCACUGUUUUAAGUGGUCAAUUUCAAUAAAGUAUUAUUUUUUUUACUUUUGUUAUUUUUAGUGCUUUUUGGCUCUUCUCCCUACUAUUGCUUCAGCUCACUACCUAGGUAUAGGAGAAGCCUCAUAAGUCUUGUAUCUAAUUAUACUUUGUAUCUACACGGAGGAUUUUUGAUAUAUUAUUAUUUUGUUGUUACACUGAUAUGAUUAUACAUUUACUUGAUACUUAUGAUCAUUGUUUUAAAAUGACCCAAAUAACCCAGACCACUUCAGCUCAAUGAAGUGGUCUGGGUGCCAGGUCCCUCAGGUUUUUAACCCUUCACAUGUAAACAUAGCCGUUUCAGAGAAACUGUUAUGUUUAUAUUUGGGGUUAAUCCAGGCUCUAGUGGCUGUCUUCUGGACAGCCACUAGAGGCGCAUCUGCGGCACUAGAGGCGAAUUUCACCUCCAUCGCGCAGAUCGUCCAUAGGAAAGCAUUUAGAAAUGCUUUCCUAUGGACACUUUGAAUGCACGCGCAGCACUGGCCACGCGUGCGCAUUCGGCUCCAGUGACAUCGGACGGGGGAGCUGACGUUGGACGGGGAGGAGAGGUCACCAGCGCCGGGCUGGUUUAAAGUUAGUAAUUGAAGGAGUUUUAACCCCUUCAGCGCCACGAUUUGUUUUCCUGACACUAUAGUGAUCCUUUAAUAUUUCCAGACAGCACUCGUUUAUUCACAUUGUGAUAAGUGUUCUUUUUUAUAUAUAUAUAUAUUUUUUCCCCAAGUUUAUAUCUUAUCAUUUCUUAAUUAAUUUGUGCAGCUCAACCCACUAAACUACCACAUGAACCUAACCCAGUAACUAUAAUGUCUUGUCUGGGGCAAUGGUGUGAUCUAAGUGAUACAUUAUGCAACAUAAUUUCAUAAAACCACUAAAAAUCCCUUUCUUGCACUGAUACAAAUGAUGUACAGUUAAAACAUUGUAUAGAAAUCAUCCAUUUAUUUCAUUGUAAAUACCAGGUAACCAAACAAUAUGAAACGUCAUAUGCAACUUGUGCAGCAGAAUCUAAACAUACUUGUAUAGGGUCACCUUCCUGAAAUGGAGGAUUGUUAGACUUCGGUACAUAAGUAGAGGAUAGUACAGAAGCCAUAGGAGUAGAAGGCUGUACUAUUUAAUCAAUUCUAAAAAUAAACUGUAGGAUACCAUUGUCUGUACAGCACCAUCCACCUAAAGAAUCUAAGGGAUUGAAAUUGCAGCUGAGGUGGAAAGAUUCUGGACUUCUCGAAUACCACAGAAAACAAGAUUAUCCCUAUUGGUGAAAGAGUGACUGAUAGAAAAAUGAAAAAAUGUCAGAAGGGGUAAAUUGCAAAUCAAUAUGGCAUAAAAAGCAAAUAUUCUCGUCAAAAUACAUAAGCGCCCCAUAUCCUGGAAUAAGAUGUCUCAUUGAUAAAACAUUACUGAUCAUGGUCAAACCUUGGAACACUAGCAAUAAAAAGUUUGUGGUGAUGCAGAAUUAUGAGAGAUGUGAUAUAUUAGACAGAUUGAUGUAAUUUUACCACAUUGAAAAUGUACAUAAUGAAAAGAUAUGGUCACUGCUAGUACCAGGGCGUGAUAUUAAAUACAUAGGUUGAAAAGGAAGAAUUACUUCUGAAGAAGUAGAAGAUGCAAGAUACUCGGGCAGAUUAAGAUAAUCCAAAUACAAGACAUUAAUGAGGAUUAUAAAGCAAACAGAAAAGAUCAAUACAUCCCACAAAGUAAAAAAUACCACCAAGACAUCAUUGUGUUAUAAUAAAGUAUGCAAGAUAACAAAAUAGCUACAGACAGACUGAACAUUAAUCUUAGAAUGCUAGAGAUAUGACAUGCAAAUACAUUUUGGAAAAGAAUAGAAAGGAAAAUAAAAGUGAAAGCAUCACAAUAUACUAAAAACAAAAAAAUCUAACACAUUGUACAUAAGGUAGUCUAGCCGAUUAUUUCCUACUUGGAUCUUAUAAGACCAUAUUUCACCGAAAUGAAGAAUGGAUAUAAAGGUGCACCUAUCAUUCAUAGUGAAAAUAAGAUUCUGUAACAGACGUUCUAGAUUCACAGUCACUUGUACCAUUUUCUGAAAAAGAAAAUAUUUAAAAUACCAGACAUAAGGCUUUAGGAGCUCUUAAACAAUUUAAGUUGCAUUACAUGCUCAUAGACACUUAAACUAUCUUAUUUUUGAACCAGAUAACCUGAGGGUCCAACUCUGUCUACAAUAAGAGAAGGACCUUCUUAGCUAUCCUUAGGAAAUUUCCUAGGGUUUUUCUGGCCUUUAUUAAAGCAUGCAGCCCGAAUCUCCCACCUGGUAUUCAGUGAGGUCAGAAUAUUGAUCAAAACCACUUAUGCUUUUUAAGGCCUACACAGCAUUAGCAUGCAGUGCUUGUCCUUGUACUGUUGUUAACCAUAGAGAAUGUUAUUUUGCCCACUCUCCAUUGCAUAAACCUAAUUAAGUAGAUGUAUCGAUAGGAAGCAAAAGACCUCACUUCCUUAAACUCAACUUGACCAAAACUGAAAUUCUGGUCUUUCCUCCCUCAAGUGUUGCUACUCCUGUGUCUCCCUCCAAGUCAACGGUGUUACCAUCAGCUCCACCAUGCAGGCUUGCUGCCUAGGUGUUCUCUUUGACUCCAACCUCUCCUUCAUGCCUCAUGUUCAGUCUAUCACCAAAUCCUGCCGCUUCCAUUUCAAAAACAUUGCGCGCAUCCUACCCUACUUAACUCCAGAUGAGACUAAGGUGCUUGUCCAUUCCACUGUCCUUUCUCGCCUUAACUACUGUAAUCCACUUCUCAGUGGUCUUACAUGCUUCCAACUUGUGCCGUUACAGUCCAUAAUGAAUGCGGCGGCAAGGCUCAUCUUCCUGUCCGCCCACAACUAAUGCCUAUCUAUCCUCCCUAAUACACAAGUAUGUCCCGUCUAGGCCCUUACGCUCUGCUGGAGACUUACGUCUAUCUUUGGCCGUACUCUUCCCUCCUCUGUUAGAUGCUCAUCCAGUCUCCACUCCUUCAAAAAAUCAUUACAAACCCAUUUCUUCAUAAAGGCGUAUUAAUUAAACUGUUAAUAGCUCCCGACUGAUUCCUCUCUUGCAACUGUCACUAGUCUAAUACUAUCCUUACCUUUUGUGCCACUUUAUGUCUUAUAAACCAGAUAUUUGACCAAAAGAAUCAAAUGUAACCAACAACUAUCUGCAUGUUAAUACAAUACAUAGGGUAAUGCAAUUACAAUAAAAUAGUACUGAUGAAAAAUUUGUUUUCCCAUAUACAUCAUGCUUUUUAUACUAAGAGAAAUUUAGUUUGUCGGACAAAAUUCAAACUAAAUGUUGCACAUGUCUAAUAACAAAUGAUACAUUAUGGAAAAUAAUGGAUCCAAAUGGUUCAAGAGUUGCUCAAACUUAAAGAUCUAUGUAUGUAUUUAUACUGUAUGUUUAUUUGAUUGUACAAAAAACAUUUCUUUAUCUUUUUUUCUAGGUGUGGAGAGUUAAGCCCUUUAAAUAAGGGAAAUAAAACAAUCCUUAUUGCUAAGUCCUGUAUCUCCUGUGUGCUCUCCAUCUGUCUUUGUGUCACUCCCACCUUGAGACCUGACUCUUUCUUUAUGGAAGAUAUAAAGUAUAUAAAGUCACCUGCCCAGCACAAGGCUCUGCAGAGACAUCCGACUGACCUACACUCUGAAUCAGGUAAAGACACACUACUAUGAAUACAUCAAGCUGGGAUGGUAAAGAUGUGAACAAAAUGGGUUUAACUGAGCAGUAGUGUCUGGUGGAAAAUAUGUUCUUAAAGGGACACUAGAGGCACCAGAAAACCUGAGCUCAUUGAAGUGCUCUGGGUGCAGUGCCCCAGGUCCAUUAACCCUGCAUAGGUAAUUAUAAUUAUUGCAGUUUUUAAUAAACUGUAAUCAUAACCUCUGAGGGUUAACUUCACCUCUAGCGGCUGUCUAGCAGAUAACCACUAGAGGGACAUUCAGGUUGUUAGGUGACUUUUGGUCGCCUGUUAUGCAUGAGCACAUUCAGCUUCACCUGACACCCCAUAGGAAAGUAUUGUACGAUGCUUUGCUAUGGGGCAAGUCCUAAUGCAAGCACAGUCAGUGGACCUGGGAAGAGCAGAGACGGAGCCUGAACCAGCACUGAGGGACAUCGGUGCUGGAAUCAGGUAAGUGACAGAAGGGUAUUCUGCACCACAGUGGGGUGCCGGGAUCACAAUUAAGUAUCAGGCAGUAAUUUGAUUAUGCUGUGAUGAUCUGCACUGCUAGUGAAGAAAAAGGCUAAAUAAAUAAAAAUUCGGUUUUGUAGAACUGUAGCAAUAUAACCUUUAUUAGACUGUUUUGUGUAAGUAAGACACAGACGAGUUGUCUGGGAAGAGAAAAUACCCCAAACUGUAGUAUUUUACAGGAAUUAAUUUAAACAAGAUAUUUUAAUAAAUUCUUGUUUUCGUGAUGUUCUUGGAGUAAUGUCUACUAACCUUGGGAAGCACUGAGACCCAAUAAUCUACAAUGUUAGAAAGCAUUAUACUGUGUUCUGGAUAUUUUAGUAGUACUCAUUAGUAGUAAUGAUAUGGUUUCCUGAUGUUUCCCCCAGGAUGCAGAGCUUUUCUUCCUUCUGUGUUGUCCUACUGGGCUGUAUGAUCCUCGGAGUGCAGCAAUCAGAAGGUGAGUGAUGAGGCAGGUUUACACUUGUCUAGAGGGAUCGUGAGCUGUAUCUGACUCUUUAAAACACUGCAGAUAGGCUUAUUGUAACACACAGAAUGACAGCUUGAAACUGGCUAUAUUUAUUUAGCAUUCGCCAGCCUCACUGCUCAAAGGACUCAAAAUGUUUCAUUCACUCCAGCAAUGAAGUUGAAGGAACACUCCAAACACCUACUUCAAGUGUUAAUUGCCAGUUCAUACAGACUUUUUAUAUAAAAGCGCCAAUUUCAAGAGAAAUCAGCACUUUUAUAUAUCCUCUUAAUAAUAAUAAUAACACCUCUUGAUUGUCUGGCAGAUAAACGGAAAGGUUUUAGUGCUUCUCUACGAGAAGCAUUAGUGGUGGCUCAUGGCCAUUGCCACACACGUGUUGCAUCCCAAUGCAUUUCUAUGAGAGGUAAUUAAUUGGGCACAAGUCACCAGUAAUGAUGAUUACACAGGAGACAGAUUAAAGCUGCAGCAGAUUAGAACUGGAAUAAGGGUGGGCUUAAUUUAUUUUAAUCCUUUCAAUGACAAAAAGGGGGGACAGAGCAGAAAUCUAUAUAAAACCAACCGCUUAUUAAAAUAUAAAUAUUGUAAAAAAUGAAAACCAUAAAAAAAUGAAGUAAAAAAUGAAUAUAUAUAAAAUGUAUUUAUUUUUUAAUUGGACUGUUCCUUGUAGGCACUUUAACAACUUAAUCUUAUUGAAGUUGUUAUAGUGUCUGCAGUUCUCUGAGGAGCAUUGGAUUGGCCCAUCAUACUGGAGAUAUGCCUCGAGGAUGACACAACCUGAUGAGGAGGUUGCAACAGUGCCAAGGAAAACUUGGUGCAGGAGAAAGUAUGAGUUAUUCAAUUCAUUUUAUUUACAGGGGGGGACUGAUAUGAUAUCUAACUCGCGGCCCGUUGAUGGGGGAUAUUGAAAAGUGGGAUAUUGAAAAAUUUUUGCACCUGCAUUGGCCUGCACUCCCUGUUUCCCCGGCAGCUUAUGGCUCCAUAAGGAAACUGCAUGCACUGCACGCUGGGAGGGGGAGCACCUCCCGCUCUGCGUCAGAGCACCCGGUGUCAUGUGACUACCCAGCGAUCAGUCUGACUCAACGUGCGUGCCGCCGAAGAGUGAGAGGCCCCUCUCUCUUGCUAUGACAGGUAAAACAGCAUGAUGGGGGCCAUCUAUCCAUAGGAGACAUGAAUGGAAGAGGUAGGAAGGGAGAUAUGGGGCGGGGGAGAUAUAAAUGGAAGGUAGGUAAGGGAGCUAUGAAUGGAAUGGGGGGAAGGGAGCUAUAAAUGGAAUGGGGGGAGGAAGCUAUGAAUGGAAUGGGGGGAAAAGCUAUGAAUGGAAUGGGGGGGAGGGAGCUAUGAAUGGAAUAGGGAGUGAGCUAUUAAUGGAAUGGGGAGGGAGCCACAAUGGAAUGGGGAGGGAACUAUGAAUGGAAUGGGGAAUGGAGCUAUGAAUGGAAUGGGGGAGGGGGCUAUGAAUGGAAUGGGGGGGAGGGAGCUAUGAAUGGAAGGGGGGAAGGCAAAAUGCAUGGGAGGUGGGGGAGGGAGCUACGUAUGGAUGGAAUGGGUUGGGAGGGAGACGUGGGGGAGAAAUGUGGCGGAGAGACACGUAUGGAAGGGGGAGGGAGACGUGGGGGUAGAGAUAUGAAUGGAAGAGGGGAAAGGGAGACAUGGAUGGCAGAUAUGGAUGGAACGGGGAUAGGAGAUAUGGAUGGAAGGGGGGGGGAGCGAUAUGGAUGGAAGGGAGAAGAGAGACAUGGAUGGAAGGGAGGUAGAAGAGUGGAGUGUGCAGCCACACCUUACCUUGCCUGGAGAUUGCAGAGGGACUAGGGAGCGAGUGGAGCAGAUAGUGUGGCUACCUACCUGGCUGAGACUGUAGUUUGCAGAGGGACUGAGUGAGCGAGCGGAGUAGACACUUCAGACAGUGGCAUUACUACUGAGAUAGUCAAUAAGUUGAAGUGAAGCUUUUGAGUGAAUUCUAUAUAUUUACCCAGGAUUACAUAUUGUUUGCAAUGAUACAAGUCAUUUUAGUUUGUGUUGGUCUAGGCCGAACUCUAAGCUGAUCUAUGACCCUUUAGCUGAACACAUCCUUGUUCAUGCUGUGAAUUGUCCAGUCAAAAACAUUGUGGCACACUGAUUACAUUUGAAAGUUAUAAAAAAUAUACAUGAAUAUAGAUUUUAACAGCAAGUAAAACAUUAUUACGUAUUACAAUACUGGAUCUUGUACAAAUCAUAUGGACAAAAUAAAAUGCUCAAAUAGGGCUGGCAAAGGUCCCGGAAUGUGCUUCUCUUAUUCUUGUUUCUUCCUGUGGAGCUUUUAUUUCUUCAUUUAAUCUCACACAGCAGAUUGCUGAUACUGAUAAUAUCUUCUAAAGUACACUGUGUGUACCUGCAUGUAAGAAGGGGCUAAAUGAACAUUUUUUUUAAAGUAUGUAUGUAGGGAGCCUGUAUACCGGUAAGUCUCAGCCUGGGAGGAGCAUCUAGAGCUGAAAGAAAGAGAUUUAAGGAAUUGAGCAGUGAGACUGUACUUUUAUGAUUUAUAGAACAAAACUACUUCAUUAAAGGAAGAUGCAUCACUUUCAGACAAUUGUCUCAUUUAAAGGAUUUAGUUUUGAAUGAGACAGCUGCCUCGCUUUCCAGGCUGAAAAAGCAGGGUACAUAUGAGGUUUUUUUUCACAUUUACCUGCUUUUUCUUUCUGAUGCUUUCCACACCCACAACAGGGGUGAUGUUAAUCUAACCAAUCAGUGUCCUGUCCCUAGGAAUGUUGGAAAAGUGCGUUGGGCAUGCAUGACAGAUUUACACGUGUGCAGUUGGAAGAUAUCUUGCAACAUCCUGACAAAGGGAGAAGAGGGAGUCUGAUCAGUGUGAUAACGCAGAGCAUGCUCCAGUCUCUGGUUUUACUUUCCAAUGAUGCCGUGUAUCUGCCAUUAGUCUACAGGUCUGAAACCAGGGCUGGACUGGGAACUAAAAGCAGCCCUGGAAAAAAUUCUAUACCAACCCUAUAAUGCAUUGCGCUAGCAUAGUGUGCUGAUAUAGAGGUGGAAAAGACAACUUAAUAUUAACUUAUUACUCCUAAGUGAAAGAAAGCACCCAUAGGCUUCAAAAUAAAAGUGCAGAUUAAUUUCAAGCAGGCGUAUCUUUGCAUAUAAUCAAUGUUUUAGUCCAACUACCUUGACAUAUUAAGGAACAUUUGGUAAUGGGACUGAAAUGGUGAAUGUAUGUAGGGCACAACUGUAAAAAAUGACGUUAUCUUGUUUAUUUUGAAGUCCAAUGAGUGCACUUUUCACUUUAAAUAUGGUAUUGUGCUGGAAUGUGCACCUACUACCAAUAUGUGCUCAUUACAUAUAUGUUACAUAUUAAUGACAUUUCUGUGUGUAUUACGCAUAUAUAAAUGUACAUUUAAUAUGUGUAAAUAUUAUAGGAAUAAUUAUAUAUGCAUAUAACUAAUACACACAUUAAUAUACAUGUCUAUAUAUAUAUAUAUAUAUAUAUAUAUUACUGUUAGAAUCACAUCAAUUACAAUGUCUAUAUGUACAUUGUGUUAGCAAGAUUGCUAGGAUAAUGGUAUAUAUUGGAAGCAAAAUCUAUUUAGUAAGAGCUUUUUCUCUCACCUGUCAAUUAGGUCUUCCGCAUAAACUCCCAUGUUGAAGAACUGAGUUACAGGGAGAGCAAGAGACACAUGUGAAAAUGCAUCCCCCCAAACACACACAAACAAAAUGCAUCUUCUCUUCUGUUUCUCUUAACCCCCUUUUGAAUUUCUUGCCGCUUUUUGUUUUUCUUGUUCCCUCUUGUGACUCCCCUUGUGUAUCUUUUACUUCAUUCCAGUCCCUGUGUGUCUCUUUUUACCAUUUUCUAGCCCUCUGUAUGUCUUUCUCCGCUUCAGAAGCCUCUCUGUGUGUCUCUUUCUACCUCCAGCCCCUCUGUCUCCCCCCAGUCCCUCUGUAUGUUUCUUUCUCCCCCUCACUGCUCCUCUGUGUCUUUAUCUACCCUCUCCUUCUCACUCUCUCUUUUUCCCCAUUCACCUCUGUCUUUCUCUUCCCCUAUUUUCUUUCUCCCCCUCAUUCUGUGUCUCUAUCUUCCCCUCUGUCUCUUUCUUCCCCCUUUCCCUGUGUCUCUCUCUCCCCACAUCUCUCUUCCCCCUCUGUCUUUUUCUCCCCCUUUCCCUGUCGCUCUCUCUUCCCCCUGUCUCUUAACUUCCCCUCCCUCUGUGUCUCUCUUCCCCCUGUCUCUUUCUCCCCCUGUGUGUCUCUCUCUCCCCAUCUGUCUCCCCCCCUCCCCAUGUUUCUACUCCCCCUAUGUCUAUUUCUCCCUCCUUUGUCUCUCUUCCCCCUCUGUCUCUCUCUAUUCUCCCACUGUCUUUUUCUUCCCCUGUGUCUCUCCAUUCCUCCUCUGUCUCUUAUUUCCUCCUCUGUCUCUUUCUCCCCCCUUCAUUACCCCAUGAGGCUGACCUUGCCUAGAGCCCUGGGAGACUGGCAAUGACAGAAAUGGGCUGUUCUUUCUCUGUCUCUCUAUCAUGCUCCCUUGCAGUUCCCACAAUUCCCAGCACAGGCACAUCAUAGAGUAAUCACUACUCUAUGAUAUGCCUGUGCUGGGAAUUGUGGAUCUUCUUAUUCUUCAGUCUUCUUAUUCUGACAACUCACUGCUGUCAGUAUUAGUGAGUGCCGCUGGACCGGUUAGACGGCCACCCGGCCCAGGGCACCACCAUGAGUUCCAUGAGAUGUGGCCACAGGCCGCAAGUUAACUAUGGAAUGCGGCCAGCCCCCUCAGAGUGUGCCACCGGACUGGUCUACCCAGUGGCACCUACAUGCGGCGUUACUGGAAGCGGCCGCAUGGGCUCCCUCACUAUAGGAGUACUGCGCAGCCCUCAGGUGCGCUGCCCACUGGGAAAUUUCCCGGUAUCCCAGUGGGCAAGUCUGAAACUGAAGAUUGGUGGGUAAGAGGGAGGGAGGGGGGGGGGACUAAAAAAACUCCCCUAGGUAAGAGGUGUGCCCAGUAAUGCAAUCUGACUUAGUUUAUAAUAGGUUUAGAAAUGUUUAUUACAUACUUUUGUCUUGCUUUAUUUUGUUUAAAUUUUGGUGUGAAAGUGUUUGCUUUCUGGUUUUGAUAUACUGACCAUUUAAACUGCAGCGGCUUGUGUACAUAAAAUAGAAACUUACAUAUUAUUUUUUUCUUAAAUCAUUUAUUAUAUAAUACAUGAUUUAAUUAAUACCUGUCAUUAAAAUUAAGAAGAUUACUGCUUGUCAAUGUACUUUCAGUAUUAUACAUGCAUUCAUACGUGUAUAUAUAAAAACAUAUAAAACUUAUAUGUAUUAUUUCAGCUGCCCCUCGCUCGUCUUGUCCCCCUGGAUGGUUUUUCUACAAAGCAAACUGUUAUGGAUAUUUUCGAUUCCGACUGACCUGGUCUGAAGCAGAGGUAAGAUAUUUUGAAUACAGAAGAAGGAAAAAAGGGGAGGAAAGGCUAAAUAAAAACCAAAUAUAAAUCUUACUCAUAAAUCGAAUGAUAAGGGUAAUUUAGGUAAAAUACCACAUGACUGGAUUUAUUAUAUUGCAUUUAAUCAGAGAUGAUAAAGGGUAUAUGUAAUAUUUAAAAUUGAUAUGCUACUUUUUUGAAUAGUGUUUGAACGCAGGGCUAAAUUUUGUGUGUUUGUGUUUUUGUAUUAAAAAUCCAUGUUACAGUGCUGCCGCCCACCCAAUCUUAACCCUAUUAAAGGUUAAUAAAUGUGUAGGGGUUCAGAAAAAUACCCAUUUUUUUUCUCAUCAGAGACUUUGCCUUUUAGCUGAAAACUGCAAGGUAAUUUGCUAGUGUUGGAUUCACCUAAGUGGUUUGCCUUGAUGUGGCAGGUGAGCUUAAAAUUUAAUGGCCACUGGCGUGAAACUAAAAAACCUACAAUUAUUUAAAUGUGCUUAGAGAUUUUGGGAUGUUCAGGUAACAUUCUUUUGUAUUUGUUCUAUGUUACUUUUCUGAUUCUAGCAUUAUAAAAUUGUCCAUCAAGUCCCGAGGAUUACCUUUCUGUUUUUAAAAACAUUUUUUUUUAAAGUUUUUAUUAAGUUUAUGUAGGCACUAUUUUCCUAUUACAAUCCUGUUACUUGGGCUAUGUUUUGUUAAACUUUAAAGGGUAUCUACCAUAACAAAUAUAUCUUGAUCUUAAAUGACAGAGAAUCAAGUUUUAUCUAUGCAUAGUGACUAGUAGAAUUUCUACAAAAUAUCUAUUUUGCUAACAUCAGAGAUUGAAAAAUAGCCCUUUAACACUCCCCUCAGUCAAUUUAGUCUGUGCUGAUUGGCUCAAAGAUAAGAAGGAUGUACUUUGCAGGUCUGUUAUCAGAGAAAUCCUUCUCUGGGUGUCCCUCUUGCUUUCCAUCAGCCUAAGGGAAAGCAAUGCCUGCAAGAGGAAGGAGGAGGGGAUGGCUGCUGUGUGAGAGCAGCACUAGCAGCAUGGAGAGAAAGAGACAGACUGAUUUAUUGCAGUUUUACGGCUUUGGACAGAAAAUCUGAGAAUAGAGAGAAUAAAAUACGUUUUGUUUACAUAGCAUAAAGCCAACAUGAAGUGUUGGGGACUUUUGACCUGUUAUGGGAAGCAAUUCUGAAGAAAUACUUAUUUGUAUAACAUUAUUAGUAUUUGUAUUAUUGGCAAUAUUGUAAAGGGGGAAACUUAACAAUUUAGAAAUCAUUACAGGAACAAUAGGUCAAUGAGAAAUAAAAAAAUAAAAAAUAAAUCACUUUUGCCAAUUCUUGCAAAAACCACAACCAAGUCUCAAUUAGUACAGUCUUGUAGAGAAGGCUCAUAAUAUUAGAGCUUAAUAAUGAAACUUUCUUUCUCUUUCAGUUUGAGUGUGCUAGUUAUGGACAUGGUGCCCAUUUGGCCUCAGUUAUGGAUGAGUCAGAGGCUUCAAUCAUCGGAAGUCAUGUUUCUGCUUAUUCACCCAAUGUAGAUGUUUGGAUCGGACUCCAUGAUCCUGAGCAGGUAAGAGAGUGACACUCACAAAGCCGGCUGCAGAAACUAAUAGUCUCCUUACCACAUCCCAUCAUCCACAGUUCCAUAAUUUGCUCAUCUCCCACAAUAAUAAUAAUCCUCUUUUAAGAAUAAGAUUUCUUUUUUUUGCUUUCUGAAACUAAAAUAACAUAUUUUGACCACACAAUUCAUUGCAUCCAAAGUGGUAUUAAUCAAACCUAUUGCAUUAAAAUUUGGAUUACAUGAAAUUUACACAGAGCUGAAAAAAGGUAUACAGAACAUAAUAAACACGCGUCUCUCGGCAUCAUUAUGGGGUCCUAGUAGUGUGACUAUAGACUGUUAACAAAUCAGCUUUAAGUAAAGCUUAUAGAUAAAACAUGUAGGUGCUGUUUAAGUGUGAUUGAUAGAAAGUAUUUCAGCAAACAAUUAAAAAAGGGGGUGUUGUGACCCAAAAUGAGUGCUAAAAAAAAUGAUCCUGCUCUUCGGAAUCGAUAAUUUAGAACCACUACAUAGACUGUGCUUGUGCUUUUUGCUUCUUUAUCUAGUACAAUGUAAAAGAGUAUACUUCUGUUACCCUGGUUUAUGUGUUUUGUAUAAAGGACCACUAUAGUGCCAGGAAAACAUACUCGUUUUCCUGGCACUAUAGUGCCCUGAGGGUGCCCCCACCCUCAGGGUCCACCUCCCGCCCGGCUCUGAAAAGGGGAAAAGGGGUAAAACUUACCUUUUUCCAGUGGUGGGCGGGGAGCUCUCUGCCUCCGAUCCUCCUCCGUUCCUCCCCGUCGGCUGAAUGCGCACGAGCUGCGUGCGCAUUCAGCCGGUCGCAUAGGAAAGCAUUAUCAAUGCUUUCCUAUGGACGCUUGCGUGCUCUCACUGUGAUUUUCACAGUGAGAAUCACGCAAGCUCCUCUAGCGGCUGUCAAUGAGACAGCCACUAGAGGAUUUGGGGGAAGGCUUAACCCAUUUAUAAACAUAGCAGUUUCUCUGAAACUGCUAUGUUUAUAAAAAAAAAAGGGUUAACCCUAGCUGGACCUGGCACCCAGACCACUUCAUUAAGCCGAGAGUGGUCCUUUAAUUUAAAAAGAGUAUAACCCUGGGAAUGAGUAUGAAUAGUGUCACAUUCAAUGCUAACCAACCUCUGACCUACAUGUAUGGUAUUUACUUACUUUUCCAGUCACCUUCUCUCAUUUAGCCCUCCUGUCCAUGCUCUCUCUCACUCACAGCAUAAUUCAUCGUAUGCCAUUCUGUCAAGUUUGACAAUAGGCAGAUAAGGCAGGUGCUUACAAGCAUAGCCAGAUUCCCCAAAAGGCCUUGAAGGUCACCAUUGGGGCAACAUGGCUGUUGGGGAAAUCAAGUAUCUCCAUAACCAACCAGUCCCCCUUGAUAUUCUACCACACCUCCCAAAUAAUGGACUACACAACACAAACACUAGAGCUACAGCACCUGUCUCCCCACCCCCUCCACACCACCACCAAUAAACACACAACAAUCUCUAUAAACCCCAUACACACACUGUAGCCUCUAUCCACCACACACAGCAGCUCUUCACCGUCACACACACCCUGCAGCCCCAAUAUUCUUUCCAAACAUGUACAAACGUGGACAUGCAAGCCUGGAGCAAAAUGUUAAAAGGGGCUCAAUUACAGCAGCUUUUUUCAAUUAUUACACAAUUAUCAUUAUUCUCAACCAGGCUAUGCAGUCCACAGGAAACCUGCCCACCAAACCAAGGUCCUCUAUAACCCUUACUACGCCUAAAUCUUAACCACAAGCGAAAACAAUGACAGUAUUUUUAAGUCAACAUCUAAACUUCGACAAAACAAGUCCUGUAGAAACUUUGUCUGUGGUGCAUAUGUAACAUGCUUACAAACCGGACUUAAAUCACAUAUGUCACAAACCUUCUACAGAGUUAUUCACUAAAGUGAAUAUUCAAGAUGUAUUCAAAGUCAAUUUUAAAUUUAAGGUGAAAAUAGCUAAACUGGGGGAAUUGUCUAUCAGCUGUGAAAGUUGGGGUACUUCAUUGUCAGCUGUAAACUUUCAGCUCCUUUGCCUUUAAUUUUUAACUUUUAAUUUUUACUUUAGUUAAUAUUCCUGAUAGUUUCUCAAAGCAGCUUUAAUGUUUCAUUAGUAAUUUAAGUUUUUAGGAUCCCCUCAAAUUGGCAGGCUGUAUUUAAACCAUUUCCAUCAGUUGCUCUGCAUUGACAGUGGAUCUUAAAGACUAAGCAGAAGACCAGGAGAUGCAGAUCAUAUUGAUUAAAGGAAAAUCAGUCUCUUUUAAUAUUGAGUGUGUUUUGAAUGGCUUUAGUCUGGGCCGGUUUUGACAAAACUCUGAAUCCCCAACUGCUUACAGAUACCCGUCUACAAGUGCUCGUCAUGCACACAAAUUAGAAUUUUCAUUUUUAAGUACACUUUUUUUAUGCAUUUUCUUUUUUUCUAUAUAGUAACUCAUUUCCUUUUAAUAAUUUUCAUAAAGAGAUGAAUAAAGAAAUGUACUUCCUGAAUCACUUAUGUGUCCUUCAAAUCAAGGACCAAUCAACAAAGAACAUAAUAUAUUGAUUAAUGGAAUUAAGAUGUAAACCUGGUCUUGGCUAUAGCCCACUGCCACUUAUAUAUCAUGAGCGGACUCUGACAGCUACAUUAUUCUUUACUUCUUUUUUUUUUUUUCUCCUUAGAACCGGCGUUGGAAGUGGAAUGAUGGCUCUAUGUACAACUUUAGGGCUUGGCAAAAUGGAGAACCCAAUAACCAAGGGAACGUGGAGUAUUGUGUAGAGUUGCUUAUAGGAUCCAGUGAGUAUAAAGUACUUCAGAUAUACAAUUCCCUGUGUAUGUAGUCACUAUCAGCUUAAUAACAGAGAGGGGAUAUGAUAACGUUAUACAAAUAUAUUCGGGGGCCAAUACAAACCAUUGUGUGGAAAUCUAUUCACAAACCGGACUUUACAUAGGACACGAGGCCAUGCGUUUAGACUUGGAGAAAGAAGAUUUCGUCUAAGGCAAAGGAAAGGUUUUUUUACUGUAAGAACAAUCAGGAUGUGGAAUUCUCUGCCUGAAGAAGUGGUUUCAUCAGAGUCCAUACAGACGUUCAAACGGCUACUAGAUGCAUACUUGCAAUAACAGAAUAUUCAAGGAUAUAAUCUUUCAAUGUAGGGUAAUAACUGCUUGAUCCAAGGAUAAAUCUGACUGCCAUUCUGGGGUCAAGAAGGAAUUUUUUUCCUAGCUUGUUGCAAAAUUGUGCUUCAAACUGUUUUUUUUGCCUUCUUUUGGAUCAACAGCAAAAAACAAAUGUGAGGAAGGCUGAACUUGAUGGACGCAAGUCUCUUUUCAGCUAUGUAACUAUGUAACUAUGUGCAUAGUGAAAAUUGUAUCUAGCCAAUUGCAAAUAUGGAAAGAGAGACUCGUUCAUUUUAUUGUAAUUCUUUUUUUGUUCAGAGUUUCUAAAGUGGAAUGAUGCUCCAUGCAAGAUGGAAAACCACUUUGUGUGUAAAUACAAACCGUAA
Pelobates cultripes (western spadefoot toad) is the source of this 34357-nucleotide messenger RNA. Lineage: Eukaryota; Metazoa; Chordata; Amphibia; Anura; Pelobatidae. The record is from the annotation of a GenBank genome assembly.